Messenger RNA from Jaculus jaculus (lesser Egyptian jerboa), 1800 nucleotides. RefSeq names its product patatin like phospholipase domain containing 1 (gene Pnpla1). Gene Ontology annotation, cellular component: lipid droplet; membrane; cytoplasm. The record is from RefSeq and is a predicted model, not a curated record. Gene Ontology annotation, molecular function: triacylglycerol lipase activity. NCBI's taxonomy places the organism in Eukaryota, Metazoa, Chordata, Mammalia, Rodentia, Dipodidae. Bases 1 to 1800 code for a protein of 599 amino acids. The transcript has 11 exons. Gene Ontology annotation, biological process: lipid homeostasis; triglyceride catabolic process.
AUGGAUGAGCAGGUGUUCAAGGGGGACCCAGACACCCCUCACUCCAUCUCCUUCUCGGGCAGUGGCUUUCUGUCCUACUACCAGGCCGGGGCCGUGGAUGCCCUGCGAGACUUGGCUCCUCGGAUGUUAGACACGACCUACCGCUUCGCCGGAACGUCUGCGGGAGCCGUGAUCGCAGCGCUGGCCAUCUGCGGCAUCGAAAUGGACGAAUACCUCCGUGUCCUCAACGUGGGUCUGGCUGAGGUGAAGAAAUCCUUCCUGGGACCCUUCUCCCCGUCAUGCAAGAUGGUGCAGAUGAUGCGUCGGUUUCUGUACCAGGUGCUGCCCGAGGACUCCUACAAGUUCACCAGCGGGAAGCUGCACGUGAGCCUCACCCGCCUCACCGACGGCGAGAACGUGGUGGUCUCGGAGUUCACGUCCAAGGAGGAGCUCAUCGAGGCCCUGUACUGCAGCUGCUUUGUGCCCGUCUACUGUGGCCUCAUCCCUCCGAUGUACAGGGGAGAGAGGUACAUCGACGGAGGCUUCACCAGCAUGCAGCCCUGCCCUUACUGGACGGACUCCAUCACCAUCUCCACGUUCAGCGGCCAGCAGGACAUCUGUCCCCGAGACUGCCCUGCGAUCUUCCACGACUUCCGCUUGUUCAACUUCUCCUUCCAGUUCUCCCUGGAGAACAUCACCCGCAUGACGCACGCGCUCUUCCCCCCGGACCUGGUGGUCCUGCAGGAUUACUACUACCGCGGCUACGAUGACACCGUUUCCUACCUGAGGAGGCUCAAUGCAGCCUACCUCAGUUCUCCGUGCAAGAGAGUGAUUUUCCCCAGGGUAGAAGUGUACUGCCAGAUAGAGCUCGCCCUUGCCCACGACGGCCCUGAGCGCCGCCCUCAGCCCAGCCUCCAGGCACAGCAGGACAGUGGGGAAGGAUCCACAGCACCCGGCUUGCAGGGGCCUCACAAGGGGGAUGCCACCGGUGACCCUUCCCCCGUGUCCCCGCCCACGCAGACACCGGGAUCCAGGCCUGCAGAGUCACCUGCCACGUCACCACCGGCCCCAGCACAGCCACACUGUGCAAAUGACCAGCCAUCCGCUGCGCACUCACCGCCCUGCUCCGGGCCUGGCCCGUCACUGCCCACUGUGGCCCCAGAGUCCCCGCCUGGACCGCCAUCGACAUCCUCACCUUCCCAGGAGGCCACAGCGGCCAGGCCAUCCCGGGAACCUUCAGCCGAGGGCGCGCAUGGACAGUCACCCCCCUGUUCUCUCACGUCACCACUUUGCCUGGAGGGGCUGGGCGUGACGCAGCCCCCAGGCGGCGUCAGCGUCUUGUUAGAGGUGACAGGCAGUUCUCAGACCCUCUCACAAACUUUCCAAGACACAGGCUCAGCUGUCUACCCUGUCCCAGCCUGUCAGGAGAUACCCGUGCCAACUCACAUUGGGCCCGCUGACCCGCCGUCCCAGGAGAGUCCAGCUACAGAUCCAAACUGGUUGAACAAGGUGUUCAAGAAGAGCAAACAGAAGACAAGCACCCCCAGAAAGUGCUUUGGGAGACACCCUCGGUCCAAGAAGGCAGCCGGCAAAAUGCAGUCUGCUCCUUGCCCGCUCGACUUCCCUCUGCUCUCCGCUUCCGAGACAGUUUGGCUCACCUACAGGUCUCAUCCCUGCUGGAUCCACGACUACAGCUGCUCUGAGGAAGCUGCCCGGCCCCCUCCGCUGCCCCCCAGGCCUUCCUGCCCAAGGCCUGCCAGGACCUGGGUGACGUCUGCUGCCACCCUUCCACCCGUGCUGCAGAGGGCCCGUUUCCUCUAG